Molecule: messenger RNA, 1898 nt
Organism: Thunnus maccoyii (southern bluefin tuna)
Lineage: Eukaryota; Metazoa; Chordata; Actinopteri; Scombriformes; Scombridae
Product: protein FAM104A-like
Exons: 3
Coding region: 484-864 (126 amino acids)
Source: RefSeq, a predicted model, not a curated record
CUCGUCACUAUGACACAGUUAACAACACCGAAGUGUCGGUUUUCCUACUUCUGACAGCGUUAAACCUUAAUUUAGCUUUAACUUUACUUAUUCGGUUUCUUGUGUCACGUUGUCGUCGAGUUCCAGGCAAACCGUUAACCACAAUUAACGGCAAGUGGACGGAAUACGAAAGCGGAAGAAGUUUAGCAUAGAGCAGCGGCAGCGGCGGCAGCAGUAGGUCAGUUAGCUGAAGUAGUUAGCUUGACAACUAGCUGUUACAACGGUAGCGGUGACAGGUCUGAACUCAACCGCAGCCGUCGAUCUGUGCUUCAGCCGGCUUUACUCUCACAUUCUGCACCGCCUGAUGAGAUGAGAGGGAGCUUGCCAUACUGAUUUUCUCCGAUAUGGUCGUGGAGCUGUAACCCGACCAAAGCUUUAAAACAAGUCCCGGCUCACAAGGAGUGUCAACCUUCAUAUUUGCCAACAUCCGUCAAGACUGCAGAAAUGCUGACUGACAACAGGAAGCGUCACCGUAGCUGUGACAGUGAGGAGGACCAGCAGCUGAGUCCUCAGGCCAAGAGGUCAGGAGGGGGUCCCAGCCUGCUUGUGUCAGAUUUGGACUCAGAGUCUUCCAGCAGUGACAGCAGUAAUGGGAUCAGCAGUCCAGAGAGAGCAAUAGUGGCCACCACCAGGCCAUGCAUACACAGCCAGAACAACUGCAUCUCCCAGUCCUCACUCAGCCCAAAGCCUGAAGACUCUGCCAGCUCCUUGCAGCACGGUUUCCAUGGAGACGGCAGCAGUGUCUCCUAUGACUACAUCAACAGAGUCCUGAGGGAGGCGCACUUCAGCAGUCUGCAGACCAGAGGACGUCCGGGCUCGACAUGACCGUGACCUGUGACCCCUUUCCUGACCUUUAGUCCCUCGCCCAUCAGUGCUGACUUUAGCAGCACGGUGGCCCCUCCUUGAAAGCCUCAAGCGACACACUCGGGUCAGGGGGAAGGGGAUGAUGUGUGGGGAGGUUUACAGAUUUUGGGCAUGAAGGCUCAUCCCCACCUUGCCAUGUACCAUUUGUGAAGACCAUAAGCACAUCCGCCUUUCCAUGGCCCAGCCACUGUGGUUUACUGUGCAGUAUUGAUGUGUAUGUGUGUUUGUGCGUGUGUGUGCGUGCGUGUGUGUGUGUGUGCACGCACCCUGUGCACUUUAUAAAGAGGUAUCAUUCUCUUAACAUGCGUGCGUUGAUGAUGCGUGGACAUUUUCAUUGGUGCUAAUCACAAGAAAAGUGUGAUAAUCCAAAGUGCUUGCAAAACUAAAUAAAGCGAAGCACUUUACUCAAUAACUCCUCAUUCUGUUUACUCUCAACCGGGGAAGUCAGUCGCAUGUUUGUGUCUGUGGAGUGGGAGUUGUCGAUGGAGGCCAACAGAUUAACUCCCAAAGAGCAUUGCCAAAACAAUCCUGUUAAACAACAUUUUAGGCCUUAUGUGUUUUCUCUAACCAAAGUGAUAAAGUUAGAUACUGUUCUUUGCAGGUAAUUUUCACUAUUUUAAUGAUUCAAGAACAUUUAGGUGUGGUAGGUCUGUGGGUUCAAGGUAACAGAACAGAGAAUCUUCAUGAGCCUCACCACCAAAAUCCAACCUCAGAUUAGACCCUGGCUAAUUAUAGAGCUGUGACAGCAAGCACAGGAGUCUGUGGCUCAGUCAGUGGCUCAGUCAGUGGCGUGCUCAGCGUAGGACUCCUAACAAAAAUAAGCCCUCGAGAAAAGGCUCUCCAGAUUAGUUACCAGGUGUUUACUUCUUUUAAACAUUCAACAUAUCGUGUGUAUGCGUGUGUCAUAAAGCCUGUCACCCAUACUGGUUUAUGGAUGGUUUAAUAUGACCAGUACACUGUGUUGCAAAUAAAAUAAGAUGUGAUAGUGAUUCAUA